Polypterus senegalus (gray bichir) is the source of this 6458-nucleotide messenger RNA. It is a transcript of the gene col24a1, whose product is annotated as collagen alpha-1(XXIV) chain. Lineage: Eukaryota; Metazoa; Chordata; Cladistia; Polypteriformes; Polypteridae. The transcript has 60 exons. The record is from RefSeq and is a predicted model, not a curated record. Gene Ontology annotation, molecular function: extracellular matrix structural constituent. Bases 415 to 5547 code for a protein of 1710 amino acids.
UAAGGCAUCUGCAGCAGUCAUUGCCUGGAGGUACUCAGGGCUGGAGGAGGCUGAAGCGGCAGGGCUAGGAUUGCAAGUCUGUGAAGACAAUCCGAGCACAGUCCCGACAGGCAGGCACUUCUUGAAACAUUAGAUAAAACUAACCAAGACCGUAACUUUCUUCAGGUGGAAACUACUGACAGAUUUGGUAGGAGGGCUGGAAACUGUGAGCAGGGCUUCGAUUGUAUGAGCUUUCCCGCACCCUGGAUUCCCCCUAUGAUGUGGAAAGAUUGGUAGAGGUGGCAGCUGACUCAGUAGAGAUCUGAGUGGAUCUUUCCUGUCCCGAACCUACCAAAGAAAUUCCAUGAACCCGUAUUUUCUUCGGUGGAAUUCUAUUUUCAGUUAAAAUUCAGCUGCUUGGACAAAUGUAUACAAAUGCAUUUAGGAGCCCAGAGGACAAGGAGUGGAAUCGUUUCUCCAGCUUCCAAAGUGAGAACCCUCCUUUUAUUGGCAACAUGCACAGUAGUAAUAUUUGCACAAGAACACGCAAGAGGUGUCGAUAUUCUUCAUCAUCUUGGCCUUACAGACAACAGAGGACGACAUUUCUCAAGUCAGACAAUUUUUCCAACCCCAGCUACUUCAUCAUUCCCUCAGGGUGUUCUAUUUUUAAGAACAGGAGUUCUGUUAUUGAGAGACACACGUAUUGAAACUUCAUCUUCAGGCAUAUUUCGGCCUGGAUUUGGAAAUGAAUUUACAAUUAUUGUUAGUAUAUGCUCCCAGAGAGUGAACAAUGCAUUUCUUUUCAGCAUUAGAAAUAAGAAAAACAGACUACAGUUUGGAAUUCAGCUUUUACCAAAGAAGAUAGUCGUUUAUGUUGCUGAAAAGAAAUCAGUUUAUUUUAAUUACAAUGUACAUGAUGAACAUUGGCACUCAUUUGCUAUUGGUGUCCAGGAGCAAUCUGUUUCUUUUUAUGCUAAUUGUGGAGAGAAGCAUUCCAUUAAGGAAAUCUUUGAGAGGCCACAGAAACUGGAUUCUAAUGGUUUAUUUACAUUAGGAAGGAUGAACUUCAAAACAGUUCAAUUUGAAGGCAUAAUAUGUCAACUGGACAUUUAUCCCUCUGCGCAGGCAGCUGCAAAUUAUUGCAAUUAUUUGAAAAAACAGUGUCGUCUUGCUGAUACAUACCGAUCUUCACCAACCCUGGUUACUCCAACAUCAAGUGCUUCAUUUCAAAACUUACCAGACUUGCAACCUGAAAAUAGAGCUUUAAAUCAUUUCUUUCACAAUAUCUCUAAACCUAACUAUAUGACAUAUCCAGUUAAAAACAACCCACAGGUACAUCAGAUCUUCAGUCCAGAGAAGGAACUGGCAGCAUUUUCUAAAAGAAACAAUGAGGAUAGUCAUGUUAAAACAAUUCAGUUGCUGCAUCCAAAUACUGUUGAAACUAGUAACUCUGCAGGUCAGAUUUUUGAAAAAGUACAGACUGAUUGGGGUACUGAACAGAAAAAGAAAGCUGCCUCAGGGAGGGGAGCAGAGCCCCAGAAAAGUCAUACAGACAAUUUCACAGAAGAUGAAAAGCAAAUAACUGCACUGCCUAAAGGUGAUGAGUUUUCUCCUCUUUUAUCUCCUUUAAAGCAAAAAAGAAUAAAAGAUAGCUUUAUAAAUGAAACCAAAACUAAUGCACAGGCUGAUAAGUUUAUGGAUAUUCAGAUGAAAGGCAACACUACAUUAUAUAGAGAAACAUCAUCUAUCAACCAAGUGGAUCCCUGGGAAGAAUCAUCCUAUACUGAUGUCAAUUAUAACACUGAAAGAGCUUAUGACUUUGAUAUAGAAAGUUAUGAAUACGGCGAUGGAGAUCUUGACUAUUCUGAAGAUUACAGUGGCAUACCGGGACCAAGAGGUGAUCCAGGACCACCAGGUCCUACAGGGCCCCCAGGGCUUCCAGGUCCACCAGGAAGGAGAGGGCCAAGGGGAAUGCCAGGGCCACAUGGAAAUCCAGGACUUCCAGGCUUGCCUGGGCCAAAGGGUUCAAAAGGAGAUCCAGGAUUAUCACCAGGUCAGGCACCACCUGGAGAGAAGGGUGACCCAGGUUCUCCAGGUCAUACAGGCUCUCCUGGCCCAUCUGGUCAAUUGGGUCCCAAAGGGUAUCCAGGUCUGCAAGGCCCUCCUGGUGAACAAGGCAUUCCAGGUCUGGUGGGAAGUCCAGGUGCCGCUGGUUACCCUGGCAGGCAGGGUUUAGCUGGACCACAAGGGAGCCCUGGCCCCAAAGGCGUGAGAGGUUUUAUAGGACCCCCUGGCGUGGCAGGCCUACCUGGACCAGAAGGAGAACGAGGAGAACCAGGCUCUGUUGGUAAAACAGGUCCAAAAGGAAGACCGGGUCCUGUUGGUGAUUUUGGAGAAAGAGGUCCAACUGGUCCAGAUGGAAUUGAAGGUGUUAUGGGUUCUCCAGGGACGGCUGGAUUUCCUGGACUAAGAGGUGACCUAGGACCAGAAGGACCCCGUGGACCAACAGGGAUUGUGGGACCUCAGGGUUUACCAGGAAAUGCUGGGCAGUCUGGAUUGAAAGGUGAUAAGGGCAAUCCUGGUUUAGUGGGCCCACCUGGAGAAAUGGGGUAUCAAGGAGACAAGGGUGCAGCAGGUUUGCCAGGACCUCCAGGAAUCAGAGGAAAGCCAGGACCACCUGGAAAAAUUGGUGAUCAAGGUCCCCAAGGAUUGCCAGGGCCCCCAGGACCAGAGGGAUUUCCAGGAGAUAUUGGAGUUCCAGGUCCAAAUGGCCCUGAAGGUCCAAAGGGCGCUCCAGGUGAUCGUGGGCCAACUGGACCUCCUGGGCCCAAGGGAACCGAGGGGGAAGAAGGUCCACUUGGACCUCCUGGAGUACUUGGACCAACAGGUAGGCCAGGAAGAAAGGGGUACAUUGGAGAAUCCGGUCCAGAUGGUUUAAAGGGAGAAACAGGUGAUAUGGGAAAUGCAGGGAAAUCUGGACCACAAGGACAAGUUGGUUUAAUUGGACUCCCUGGUGUCAUUGGUGUUCAAGGAGAAAAGGGAGAUCGUGGUCCAGCUGGACCUUUAGGCCCUCCUGGAGAAAAGGGAUCAGUGGGUUACCCAGGCCCCCCUGGCAGUUCAGGUCAAUCUGGUCCACAAGGGCAGCCUGGUCCUGUAGGGGCAAGAGGACCAGCUGGACCUCAGGGUCCAAAAGGACGAAGGGGCCCAAGAGGUCCUGAAGGACCACCAGGAGAAAGUGGACCUCAAGGAAUUAAGGGUGAAAAAGGUGAUGCUGGUAAAAAAGGAGGAUCAGGACUUAUUGGAAAAGCUGGAGACCCAGGAGAAAGAGGUCCUCAAGGAAUUCCUGGUCUACCUGGAUAUCCUGGAAAUACAGGAGAGAAAGGAAUUCAAGGUGAACCUGGCCUCAGAGGUCUGCAAGGUGAACCUGGUCAAGGAGGAGAAAUUGGACCUGAGGGACCCCCAGGUCCAGAAGGAGAUUUGGGGCACCAGGGGGAACCAGGUGAAAAGGGAGACCUUGGAGUACCUGGAAAUGAGGGCGAACAGGGACAGCAAGGAAUCAGAGGGGAACCAGGGCCUCCAGGUGAAGAAGGCAGUCAGGGAAAAGAUGGACCAAAGGGGGAAAAGGGUAACCCAGGAGCAAGGGGAGAAACUGGUGAAAAAGGUGAUGAAGGAGAACCAGGGAUUGUGGGUCAUACAGGUGAACCAGGAAUCAAUGGUGUUCGAGGGCCUGAAGGUAAACCAGGACUUCCCGGAAAUCGUGGAAAGCCAGGAAAAAAGGGUGAAAAAGGUCAGCUUGGAUACAUAGGAGAAACUGGCUCAGCUGGUGAAACUGGGCAGCCUGGGGAAAGAGGACCUAAAGGCAGUAGAGGAACUAGAGGACCCAUGGGAUCAUUGGGAUCGAUGGGUCCAGAAGGCGAGCCCGGUAUUCCAGGAUAUUAUGGUCAUCAAGGAAAACCAGGUCCUCCUGGUCCACCAGGUCCCAAAGGUGAAAAGGGUUUCCCAGGAGAGGAUAGCACUGUAACAGGACCCCCAGGGCCACAGGGUGAACCUGGUCCUUUUGGUGAACGCGGAGAGCGUGGAGACCCUGGAGAUGAAGGCUAUGAGGGUCUUGUAGGUCUCCCAGGACUAAGAGGUGCAAUUGGACAACAAGGACUGCCGGGGGAACCAGGAGAACAUGGCAAACAGGGCCCAAAAGGAGAGAAAGGACAUCAGGGACCACAAGGGAAAAAAGGAACACGUGGUCUAGCAGGCAAACCUGGUAAUGAAGGUUUUCCAGGUCCACCUGGUGUCAAAGGAAUUCCUGGAUAUCAAGGAUUAGAAGGAGCCAUUGGAAAUCCAGGGAAACCUGGACUUCCAGGACAGAAAGGUCCUACAGGUGAACAUGGAAAUCCAGGUCUGGUGGGACUGGCUGGCUUUCCAGGACCACAGGGAGAAGCUGGACUACCAGGAAACCCUGGAGAACAAGGGCCUCCUGGGCCCAAGGGUGAACCGGGUCUGGUUGGUGAACAGGGUAAAUCUGGAAAAAGGGGUCUGACGGGUUCACAGGGAGAUCAGGGGAAACCAGGAGAGCCAGGUGUAAAAGGCCAACAGGGGGAACCAGGUGAUCAAGGAAUUUUCGGUCUUGAGGGAUUUCCAGGCCCAAAGGGACCCAAUGGAGAUAUAGGAAUAAAGGGCAUACCUGGUCCAAAAGGUCCUGCUGGAAUUUUGGGAUAUGGUGGGCCUGUGGGUCCAACUGGAAUAAUAGGACCAUCUGGAAAAGCAGGGCCUAAAGGUGACAAAGGAAGCAGAGGGGAAAUGGGUCCCCAGGGGCCUAGAGGAAAUCCAGGACCACGUGGUCCACCAGGAGCACCUGGCAUAACUAGAAAAGUGGAUAUUAACUCAGCUAUUCAAGCCUUGAUAGAAUCAAAUGCAGCUUUAAGACUUGAGAGUUACCAGAAUACUGAGAUUCCUCUACAAGAUCAAAGUUCAGACAUCUUCAAGACUCUUCAUUACUUAAGUAGCCUAAUGCACAGCAUUAAGAACCCUCUAGGCACCCAAGAGAAUCCUGCUAGGAUUUGUAGAGACUUGCUGAACUGUGAACAGAAGAUGUCAGAUGGAAAGUUUUGGAUAGAUCCUAAUUUAGGAUGCCCUUCUGAUGCCAUUGAGGUUUUUUGUAAUUUUACUGCUGGUGGCCAGACUUGUCUAAGUCCUGAUUCUUCUACCAAGAUGAACUUUGGAAUAGGAAAAGUGCAAAUGAACUUCCUACACCUUUUGAGCUCGGAAGCCACUCACAGUAUUAUUAUCCACUGUCUCAACACUCCAGUAUGGAAUGUCACAAAUCCAAGUCAUCAAAAGAAAUCUGUCCGCUUCAAGGGUUGGAAUGGACAAAUAUAUGAGGCAAACAAACUACUUGAACCAAUGGUCCUAAAAGAUGAAUGCAAGAUUCAAGACGGCAGCUGGCACCAAACACACUUCCUAUUCAGUACUCAGGACAGCGUCCAGCUGCCUAUCGUGGAGAUUCAAAGACUCCCCUCUCUCAAGUCUGGGCAAAAAUAUCAAGUAGAAGUUGGUCCAGUCUGUUUUCUGUGAAGCAUUCAAAACUACUUGCAGAUUGUGGAGUGAAACAUUAAAGUUGCUUUCUUUUGUUAAGAAGACACUUUAAAGGGAUCUUUUUGUCCUCCUUGUCCAGGACAACUCAUCACACACGUCCAUAUCUAACAGAGCUUGUCUUGUACAUAUAAGGACUUCUCAGGAAGAUGCAACUACAAUGAAAAAACUUAACGGAUGCACAGGAAUAGAUUAUAUAUUUAUAAGUGUGUAUGUAGAAAAAUAUUUAAAGUUGAAAUGAUAUAUUAAGUGCUUCCCUUCAUAGCUUUCUAAGACAGAGCAUCACUGCAGAUGAAACGUUCUUGAUGUGCUGCAGCUCUCUGAAACACAAACAAACACUGAGGAAAGCACUUUACGCGCACCCACAUGAGCAAAUUAGCACACUCAUCCUGUUGUUCUUCAUCGAUCCUCGUGACGACCUUUGUCCUUAUUCAUCUUCACUGAUGGUGCUCUACCUCCUACGUAUUUUUUACUUUUUUCACCACUGGUGCUAUAGAUUACUACUUUGUGGUUUAUAGAAUGAACAGAUUUUGAUGUACUGUAUGGAUUUUUAUUUCAAGAUGUAUGUACUGGUUACAUCAUGAUUUCACCUGUUAUAUAAUUACUUUUUAAAACAGAUUUUGAGCAUCUAUUGCAAUAAGAUUUUAUUUAUAUAAAUGGCGGGGUGGGGGGACGGGUUAGCUAUGUUUUACUUGUCAUGUUUGAUUUUUGGUUGUUUGUUUUUUCAGAUUUGGUUCACUAGCACACCUUUCAUUGUGCUUGCAGGUAUGACAAGCACAUGCUCUACGCCUAUCCAAAUAUUUUAUUGUGUAUAACUGUUACUGUGUAUUAUGCUGAUUCUGUUAAGGGUACUAAGUCAAGACAAAGAUCUACAAAACAAUAAUUACUGUGUA